CAAACUCUUCUACUUAUUCAAAAAUGUAUCAGUAUAUGACAGAGAAUGCUAAAGAUGUGUUGACUGCUGACAAUGACGAAGGAAAAAGAAAAGUUCUUACUGAUAACUACGCUUUUCUUAUGGAAUCUUCAUCCAUUGAAUAUAUUCAAGAAAGAGAAUGUAACCUAACUCAAAUUGGAGGACUGUUAGAUCAAAAAGGUUACGGAAUCGCAAUGAGAAAAAAUGCAUCAUACAGAAAUGAGCUUAGUGGUGCUGUCCUCAAGCUGCAAGAAAUGGGAGUUCUUACGGCCUUAAAAAAUAAGUGGUGGCAAGAAAAAGGAGGUGGUGGACGUUGUCAGGAAGAUUCUAGUGGUGGCCAGGCAGAAGAAUUGGGGCUUGCUAAUGUUGGAGGAAUUUUUCUCGUACUUGUUGUUGGUGUCGCACUUUCAUUUGUUUGUACAACUUCUGAAUUUUUGUACAGUCUAAUAAUGGAUAUAAGAGCCAAACAGGCUAGCAUAAAGUCAAGACUCAACAAUGAAAUGAAGUUCAUAAUGAACUUUGGAUGUUCGUCGAAGCCCACUAAUAUUAUACAUGAAUAAAAUAGGUAGAAGAUCUGGAUUAACAUCCGUGCUAUGUAUCAUACGAGAAAAAUUACCAAUCAUUUUUUUCCAUUCUAUUACUUCAGAAUAUACUGGUGUCUAUUUGAAUUAUUAUAUUGUAUGCAUAUUAGUUAUAAAUAAAGGCUCUAAAAACUAAA
Copidosoma floridanum is the source of this 736-nucleotide messenger RNA. Its product is annotated as glutamate receptor ionotropic, kainate 2. The record is from RefSeq and is a predicted model, not a curated record. Gene Ontology annotation, molecular function: ligand-gated monoatomic ion channel activity; signaling receptor activity. Gene Ontology annotation, cellular component: membrane. NCBI's taxonomy places the organism in Eukaryota, Metazoa, Arthropoda, Insecta, Hymenoptera, Encyrtidae. Gene Ontology annotation, biological process: monoatomic ion transport.